GUUACGUCACACAAGCGACGGAUGUAGAGGAAGCCAUCUGCAGACAGUCAGAAACAAAUGAGACACGGAAACCUGUCCGUGUUUUUGGAUAAUGUUUCGACAAAAUCACCCAUGAAUUAUAUGCCAAUGCAAAAAUAAUGCAAUCUCUUAUUUGACGGCGACAGCAGUCACCAAACUUGUUGCACUGAUGCAACGGAACCGACUCUGUCGCUAGUUAGCUAAGGUUGCUAGUCUGUUCGACGCAGCCCGCGGAUUUCAGUGCCCUUUACGCUCAUCGAAAAAAAGUACAACAAAAUGUCUGAAUCAGACAGCGAUGAGGAGCAGGAUCGCCCCUUCUCCCUUACCGGCUUUCUAUUUGGCAACAUCAACGAAGAUGGACAGCUGGAAGGUGACAGCGUGCUGGACACGGAGUCAAAGAAGCACCUGGCAGGUUUGGGGACGUUGGGUCUGGGCACCCUCAUCACAGAGAUUACUGCGAACGAGGAUGAUUAUGAUGAUGAAGACCAAGAAGAUGAGAAAGACAAAGCCAGCACCGACUCUGAAGGUUGGGUGAAAAGCACUGAAGAUGCUGUUGACUACUCUGACAUUAGUGAGGUCGCUGAGGAUGAAACACGGAAGUACAGACAAGCCAUGGGAACCCUGCACCCGACCAGGACCAAUGAUGACGAGGAUGACUACGAUGCUGACUGUGAAGACAUCGAUGCCAAGCUGAUGCCCCCUCCUCCCCCACCCAGCUUACCUACGCCAGGGAAGAAAGACGACCUACCCGGCCAGCCCAGCAGUGCUGUUCCAGAAGAGGGCGAUGGCAUCAUCCUACCCUCCAUCAUCGCCCCGUCCUCGGCAGCCGACAAGGUGGACUUCAGCAGCUCCUCGGACUCCGAGUCGGAGGCGGACCGUCCGUCGCAGGGCCCCAGCGGCCCCUCAAUCCUCACGCUGCCCCUGGCCGGCAUCAUGCAGAAGGACGCCGCCAAGGCCCUGCCCGGCGUCACCGAGCUCUUCCCAGAGUUCAGGCCCGGAAGGGUGCUGCGGUUCCUGCGUCUGUUCGGGCCGGGCAAGAACACCACGUCGGUGUGGCGCAGCGCCCGCAGGAAGAGGAAGAGGAAGCAGCGGGAGCCGCAGCCGGGCACCCCGCCGCCCGAGGGAGAGACGCCGGCUGCCGAGGGCGAGAAGAAGUCCAGCUGGACCUACGAGUACGCCCCUCCCCCCGCUCCCGAACAGUGCCUGUCUGAUGACGAGAUCACAAUGAUGGCUCCGGUGGAGUCCAAGUUCUCCCAGACGUCCGGCGAGGGGGACAAGGUGAUGGAGUCGCGUCCGCGGGUGGCGGAGUGGCGCUAUGGCCCGGCGCAGCUGUGGUACGACAUGCUGGGCGUGCCCGAGGACGGCAGCGGCUUCCAUUACGGCUUCAAGCUCAAGGAGGAGACGCCAGAGGAGACGCAGGCCGGAUCCGGGCCGGGACCCGCGCCCGCACCAGCACCAGCGCCGACGCCUGCACUCAACAUGGAGCCAGCGAACGACGAGGAGGAGGAUGAAGAGGGCGAGGAGAAGGAGAAGAGGAGCCUGGAAGACGAGCUCUUCCUCAUGGUGACACAGCUGCAGUGGGAGGACGACAUCAUCUGGAACGGGGAGGACGUCAAGCACAAGGGCACUAAGACCCAGCGCGCCAGCCUGGCCGGGUGGCUGCCCUCCAGCAUGACCCGCAAUGCUAACGCGUACAACGCCCAGCAAGGGCUUACAAGGAGCAUUUCCCAGUUGGUUCCCCCUACGCCUCCUCCCAUGCCCAAAGUGCCAUCUAUCUCAGGAUCCAAGAGAGACAAGCAUAACCAAGAUCAUCAAGUGUCCCAUGAGGAUGACUCCCCGUGGUUCUCCAUCUUCCCCAUCGAUAAUGAGGACCUGGUGUAUGGCCGCUGGGAGGACAACAUCAUCUGGGACGACCAGAACAUGGACCGCUACCUCGCGCCCCCCGUGCUCACGCUCAACCCCAACGACGAGAACAUCAUCUUAGAGGCCUCGGUAGGAUGGAAUCCCAAGACGGUCGUAUUACAUUGUUGUUACAAUGUUCGUAAAGAAAUCCCGGAUGAGAAGGAGGAGAGGGCAUCCCACUCGCCGUCCAAGGAGAACAAGAAGGAGACGGCCCUGAAGAAGAGCCGCAUCCUGCUGGGCAAGACCGGGGUCAUCAAGGAGGAACCCCAACAGAACAUGUCCCAGCCGGAGGUGAAGGACCAGUGGAACUUGUCCAAUGAUGAGUUCUACUACCCCAAGCAGCAGGGGCUCAGAGGGUCCUUUGGAGGCAACAUCAUCCAGCACUCCAUCCCAGCGGUUGAGCUGAGGCAGCCCUUCUUCCCGACCCACAUGGGUCCCAUGAAGCUGAGGCAGUUCCACCGGCCCACGCUGAAGAAGUACUCCUUUGGCACGCUGUCCCAGCCAGGCCCCCACCCUGCACAGCCCCUCCUCAAGCACAUCAAGAAGAAGGCCAAGAUGCGUGAGCAGGAGAGGCAGGCGUCGGGCGGAGGGGACAUGUUCUUCAUGCGCACGGCCCAGGACCUGACGGGCAAGGACGGGGACCUGAUCCUGGCGGAGUACAGCGAGGAGUACCCGCCGCUCUUCAUGCAAGUGGGCAUGGCCACUAAGGUCAAGAACUACUACAAGAGGAAACCAGGUAAAGACCCCGGUGCUCCAGACUCCAAGUAUGGAGAGACCGUGUACUGCCACACAUCGCCAUUCUUGGGCUCCCUGCAUCCUGGACAGCUGCUGCAAGCGUUUGAGAACAACUUGUUCCGCGCGCCCAUCUACCUGCACAAGGUGCCGGAGACGGACUUUCUGAUCAUCCGCACGCGGCACGGCUACUACAUCCGCGAGGUGGUGGACAUCUUCGUGGUGGGCCAGGAGUGCCCGCUCUACGAGGUGCCCGGGCCCAACUCCAAACGCGCCAACACACACAUCAGGGACUUCCUACAGGUCUUUAUUUACAGGUUGUUCUGGAAGAGUAAGGACCGUCCUCGGCGUAUCCGUAUGGAGGACAUCAAGAAAGCUUUCCCCUCUCACUCGGAGAGCAGCAUCCGCAAGCGCCUCAAACUCUGCGCAGACUUCAAGCGCACAGGCAUGGACUCCAACUGGUGGGUGGUGAAGCCCGACUUCCGGCUGCCCACGGAGGAGGAGAUCAGGGCCAUGGUGUCGCCCGAGCAGUGCUGCUCCUACUACAGCAUGCUGGUGGCUGAGCAGAGGCUCAAGGACGCCGGCUACGGAGAGAAGUCCUUCUUUGCCCCCGAGGAGGAGAACGAGGAGGAGUUCCAGAUGAAAAUAGACGACGAGGUGCGUACAGCCCCCUGGAACACGACGCGUGCGUUCAUCGCGGCCAUGAAGGGCAAGUGCCUGCUGGAGGUGACGGGGGUGGCCGACCCCACGGGCUGCGGAGAGGGCUUCUCCUACGUCAAGGUCCCCAACAAGCCCACGCAGCAGAAGGAUGACCGUGAGGUGCAGCCGGUGAAGAAGACUGUGACUGGGACAGAUGCCGAUCUGAGGCGGCUCUCCCUGAAGAACGCCAAGCAGCUGCUACGCAAGUUUGGGGUUCCCGAGGAGGAGAUCAAGAAGCUGUCCCGUUGGGAGGUGAUUGACGUGGUGAGGACCAUGUCCACGGAGCAGGCGAGGUCGGGAGAGGGCCCCAUGAGCAAGUUUGCCCGCGGGUCACGCUUCUCAGUAGCGGAGCACCAGGAGCGCUACAAGGAGGAGUGCCAGCGCAUAUUCGACCUCCAGAACAAGGUUCUGGAGUCGACGGAGGUGCUGUCGACGGACACGGACAGCAGCUCUGCGGAGGACAGCGACUUUGAGGAGAUGGGCAAGAACAUCGAGAGCAUGCUGCAGAACAAGAAGACCAGCUCACAGCUGAGCAGGGAGAGGGAGGAGCAGGAGAGGAAGGAGCUCCAACGCAUGCUGAUGGGAGACGAGGCCGACGAGAAGAAGGGACACAAGAGACGCAAGGGCCUGUCGAGUGCGGUGUCCACGGGCUCCCAUAAGGACGAUGACGCGUCGUCGGUGACCAGUCUGAACUCCUCGGCGACCGGCCGGCGCCUGAAGAUCUACCGCACCUUCCGGGACGAGGACGGCAAGGAGUACGUGCGCUGCGAGACGGUCCGCAAGCCCGCCGUCAUCGACGCCUACACGCGCAUCCGCACCACCAAGGACGACGAGUUCAUUCGCAAGUUUGCGCUGUUUGACGAGCAGCACCGCGAGGAGAUGCGCAAGGAGAGGAGGCGCAUCCAGGAGCAGCUGAGGAGGCUCAAGAGGAACCAGGAGAAGGACAAGUUCAAAGGGCCGCCGGAGAAGAAGGCCAAGAAGAUGAAGGAGAGGCCCGACCUCAAGGACCGGCCCAACCUCAAGUUGAAGUGCGGAGCCUGCGGCGCCAUCGGCCACAUGCGCACCAACAAGUUCUGCCCGCUGUACUACCAGACCAACGCGCCGCCCUCCAACCCGGUGGCCAUGACGGAGGAGCAGGAGGAGGAGCUGGAGAAGACCGUCAUCCACAACGACAACGAGGAGCUCAUCAAGGUGGAGGGCACAAAGAUUGUGCUGGGCAAGCAGCUCAUCGAGAGUGCUGAUGAGGUGCGCAGGAAGUCCCUGGUACUGAAGUUCCCCAAGCAACAGCUACCGCCCAAGAAGAAGAGACGCGUGGGCACCACCGUACACUGCGACUACCUCAACCGCCCCCACAAGUCCAUCCAUCGGCGCCGCACGGACCCCAUGGUCACACUGUCCUCAGUCCUGGAGGGUAUCAUCAACGACAUGAGGGACCAGCCCAACACCUACCCGUUCCACACGCCGGUGAACGCUAAGCUGGUGAAGGACUACUACAAGAUCAUCACGCGGCCCAUGGACCUGCAGACCCUGCGGGAGAACGUCCGCAAGCGCAUGUACCCCUCACGCGAGGAGUUCAGGGAAAAUGUGGAGCUCAUCGUCAAGAACAGCUCCACCUACAACGGUGUGAAGCACCCGCUCACUCAGGUGGCUCAGUCUAUGCUGGACCUGUGUGAAGAAAAGAUCAAAGAGAAGGAGGAUCGGUUGGUGCGUCUGGAAAAGGCUAUUAACCCCUUGCUGGAUGACGAUGACCAAGUGGCCUUCUCCUUCAUCCUGGACAACAUCGUCACACAGAAGAUGAUGAACGUACCUGACUCUUGGCCAUUCCAGCAUCCUGUGAACAAGAAGUUUGUUCCUGAUUAUUACAAAGUCAUCGCUCAGCCCAUGGAUUUGGAAAACAUUCGCAAGAACAUUUCCAAGCAUAAGUACCAGAACCGUGACGUAUUCCUGUCUGAUGUCAACCUUGUCCAUGCCAACAGUGCCAAGUACAAUGGCCAGGACAGUCCAUACACCAAGACUGCUCUGGAGAUAGUCAACGUCUGCAAGCAAACCCUGGCUGAGUAUGAUGAGCAUCUGACCCAGCUGGAGAAGGACAUCUCCACGGCUAAGGAGGCGGCCCUGGAUGCUGCCGACCUGGAGUGCCUGGACCCCAUGACCCCCGGACCAUACACGCCACAGCCUGCUGAGUUGUUUGACAGCAGCACCUCUCUGAGUCUGCAGGGUGACGCUAGUCUCUUAGCCGAGGCUGCGCUUCUGCCCCCGACAGAGAAGAGAGGGGUGCAGGGUCGCCACGGCCGCAGGCUGGGAGAGGAAGAGUCUGACGUUGACAUCGAGGGCUUUGAGGAAGAGGACGACGGCAAACCAAAAACCCCAGCGCCGGCUGAGGAUGGAGAGGGAGACCAGUAUGACGAGGAUGACGAGGACAUGAUGCUGCUGCCCCCUAGAGGGCUGGUGGUGCGUCGAGGUCCAGUAGGAGGAGGAAUGCACGGAGGGAACGAGGAGGACGAGUAUGAGGAGGACGAGGACGAAGGCUCCAGCCGGCCCCCGCAGGCCAGCGUGCUCUACCAGGACCUGCUCAUGUCCGACGGGGAGGACGACGCCAGCGAGGAGGAGGGAGACAACCCCUUCUCAAGGAUCCACCUAUCGGAGAGCGGCAGCGACUCUGAGCACGAGAUGGCUCCGCCCUCCCGGGCGGCGCACCAGGAGAGCGCGCGCAUGGGCAUGGAGCAGGACGAGAGCAUGAUGUCAUACGGGGAGGAGACGCACAUGGACGAGGAGACGCACAUGGAGGACAGCAACGUCAGUUACGGCAGCUACGAGGACUUGGAGGCCCAGAGGCAGAACUCCAGCCUGGGCCACGGGGAGGAGGAGGGCGUGAGCGAGGAGGAGGAGGAGGAGGAAGAAGAGGACGAGCGAGACGGGGCCGGGGGCCGGCGGGGGCCCAGCGUCCUCACACAGGUCCAGCUCAGCGAAGACGAGGAGGACAGCGAAGAGUUCCGCUCGGUCGGAGGGGACAGUGACAUGGACUCAGACAACUAGAGCGUCGGACCUGCACGGAAAUCCAAUCUCCUUUUAGAUAUACAUAUCUCUUGUGUUGGUCGGAGGGCACAGCAACUUCGACAACUGAAAUGUCAGAUGUGCAUCGAAAUUUGAAACUACUUCUAGAUACAUCUGUUGUGUCAGAGGGGACAUCGACUUGGACUACGAUAACUAAAGCACCAGACCGUCAAAACACAGGAAACAAGACUAUUCUGAAUAUACAAGACUAGUUCACCAAAACACACGUCUUCUGUUUUGGUCGGAGGACAUAGAUGUAGGGACAUGCACUCCGAUGACUUUAAAUGUUGAACCAUGGACUAGGAAAUAAAGGCAAUACUGCAUAUUCAUAUUAGUGCAGCGACUUUUCAGAUGUGCAUGGAAACCUUAACUCGUUUUAGAUACACAUCCUUUGUGUUUUGGUCAAAGGAGAUGGCAACAUGGAGUCCAACAACUAAAACAUUGCACCAUGGAAAAAAUAGUAAUGCUUGUAAAACGGUACAGCUGAUAUUCAGACUUGGACAGAUACCUUAACUGUUUUGUAGAUCCAAGACUAGCGAUUCGGGUCAGAAAAGAUAGUGACAUGGACUCCGACAGCUAAAACAUCGGACAGUGGAACUCUGAAAACAAUACUGCACGACAGACUAAGAGUGGAUUGUCAGACUUGUGUGAAAAGUCAUUUGAGGUCUCUCAACUCCAAUGCCAGUCUUGAAUUUGAGUUGUGUGCAAAAUCUUUUAUUUCUUCGACAGCUUUUGUUUCCAGCUAUUGAGCUUAAUGUACAGCGUUGUGUAAAUAUUAAGUCAAAUUUUGAAAUAAUGAAAAGUGGUACAUUUUAACCAGUUGACAGCAGCAAGUAUUCACGUUCCCUUUACUUCUUUGAUUGUUUUAGCCGACAUGACAUAAACCAUAAAGCAGUGUAACCAACAGAGUUUACCUCAAAGAAAGUUACCUUGAGCAGUGUCUCUAGUUUGGUGAUGUGGCGUGUGUUAAAAUGUAGACUUUUUUAUUCAUGUUUCCACAAGCAGCAUUUAAAUGUUUUGUCGUAAAAAUAAAUGUGUUUUCCCAUA
Messenger RNA from Engraulis encrasicolus (European anchovy), 7452 nucleotides. It is a transcript of the gene taf1, whose product is annotated as TAF1 RNA polymerase II, TATA box binding protein (TBP)-associated factor. Gene Ontology annotation, cellular component: transcription factor TFIID complex. NCBI's taxonomy places the organism in Eukaryota, Metazoa, Chordata, Actinopteri, Clupeiformes, Engraulidae. The transcript is spliced from 43 exons. Bases 295 to 6387 code for a protein of 2030 amino acids. Gene Ontology annotation, biological process: DNA-templated transcription initiation; transcription by RNA polymerase II; RNA polymerase II preinitiation complex assembly. The record is from RefSeq and is a predicted model, not a curated record. Gene Ontology annotation, molecular function: DNA binding; RNA polymerase II general transcription initiation factor activity; RNA polymerase II general transcription initiation factor binding.